AUGGCACCAGGCGAAUCGCGCAGUUUUUGGGACGAUCGCGGGUCACGCGGAUUGAUUAAGCCUUUGCAUAAAAGAGGACACGAUUUGCGAACGCUAAUUAACGCCAUGAUUUCUGAACUCGUUCUAUUCGUAUUAGUGCUUUCGACUUUGCUUUUGGUCAAUGCAAAACCGGACGGAUAUGCACACUCNUUCCAAAAUUUUCACGGGCCAGUGAUGGGCAACGAGCAAGAAGUCACCUGGAACGACGAUCACGGACACCACCACGAAGACUAUGUCGCUCAUCCCCAUUAUGCCUUUUCGUACGGGGUCGAGGACCACCAUACGGGCGAUUAUCACGGUCAAAAGGAGCAUAGGGACGGCACAGAAGUGUUCGGGGAAUAUACUGUAAAGGAACCAGAUGGCAAUAUCAGAACAGUAAAGUAUCAGGCAGGCAAGGACGGAUUUCACGCUCAAGUGCACAACAGCCGAAGCGAUCACCAUAAUCGCGAUCAUCAUUAGCCUACGCGGCUCGAUACUACCUUCUGUCAAAUUUUAUCUUAUUCUACGCGAACUUACUUAGUUACGUACUUAGUUGUUUUAUAUCCAUUAUUUUUAUUAAAUAUAAUCGUUAAUAAACGUUUCAUU
Messenger RNA from Formica exsecta, 624 nucleotides. Its product is annotated as adult-specific cuticular protein ACP-22-like. The record is from RefSeq and is a predicted model, not a curated record. The transcript is spliced from 4 exons. Bases 1 to 498 code for a protein of 165 amino acids. Gene Ontology annotation, cellular component: extracellular matrix. Lineage: Eukaryota; Metazoa; Arthropoda; Insecta; Hymenoptera; Formicidae.